This is a messenger RNA of Equus quagga, 3169 nucleotides long. RefSeq lists its product as uncharacterized. Bases 78 to 1211 code for a protein of 377 amino acids. The record is from RefSeq and is a predicted model, not a curated record. NCBI's taxonomy places the organism in Eukaryota, Metazoa, Chordata, Mammalia, Perissodactyla, Equidae. The transcript has 3 exons.
UGGCACUGCGACCCCCCCCGGAGCCUCUGUCACCUGCCCUGUAAUCUGCACCUUACCUACAGCUCCUACAGCAGGACAUGCUCAGGAGACAAAGUCAAAAGCGACAGGACCCCGCUGUUGCACAGGCAGCACCUGCCAGUGGGAGUGUGGGAGAAAGGGCGCUGGGGUGGGCGGAAGGCACCAGCCCCCUCAGGCUGGCGUCGUGGGAGGCACCUCAGCGACACGGACAGUGGAAACGCGUGUCCUCGGAGGACGCUCUCCUGCAGGAAACCUUCUGCUGGGCGCGGAGCUUCCAAGUGCUGGGCCUCAGCCUCAGACCCGAGCUACCUGGGGUGCGUGAUUCUCGUCGUGGAGGCUGCUCUGCACACGGGAGGAGGCUUAGCCGCAUCCCUGGUCGCUACUGCUCAAGCCAACAGCACAUCCUCCCCACCAAGGCUGACACGACCGAGAUCGACAGGCAGCUCACAACCCAUGUGCCACACUCCCCCCGGCUACCCCAUCUGUCUCCUGGGAGCAGGCAGGGCUGGAGGCAGGCUGAAGAUGUGGGCAGGCUGCCAAAGAUCCUGGGAGGCGACAAAGUACCAGAGCAGAUCUCCUUCUCUUCCCCGCCGCCCCCCACACCUUCCCCCUCCCUUGCCACGCAGGGCCUGACAGCCCCCACAGAAAUCACGGCAAAGGCCGUGCCUGCCUGGCCACAGCCAGAGGGACUGUCCAAACACAGCUCUGACUGUCCCUCCUCGGCUCAGGGAUCACGGCCAAGGCCUCAUGGAGGCUACAAGUGUCCACCUAAGGUGACCCCUGCCUGUUCUCCAGCCUCAUUGGCCAGCAACCCCACCACACACACUUGCCCCUUCUCUCAGUCCCUCAACACUCCUCCUUUCUCUCACCCCAGGGCCUUUGCACAUGCCAGUCCCCUGCCUGGCUCCCUGCUCACCUAUCUUCACCUGCUAAAUCCUUCCUUCCUUGGGGAAGCCUGCCCUGACUGUCCCCUGCCCCACAGCAUGUCACAGACCCUCAGAGCUCGGCCCUCCUGUCCUCUCACAACACCCCCCUCUACUGUGCUCAGUCACCUGCACAAUGACCUGGGUGAGAGUGCCUCCCCACAGGACUGGGAGCUGCUCAAAGUCUGGCCUGGUCCUCGCUGUGUCCCCAGCCCCACCCAGCACAGGCCAGGCCCAGAGCCUUCACUAAUUCAGGGUGGGGGUGGCUAACAGAACCGCAGCUCCUAGUUCCGCCAAGCAAAGGUGAAACAAAAAGCCUGCAUUCAUUCAUUCCACAAAUAUGGCCGCCAAGCUGUGUCAGCGCUGCUGGGUCGCCAAGGAGGCAGCAGGGACCAAAACAGAACUCCCUGCCCUGGGGUUUUAUAGGGGGCGGGGCGGGGGAGCGUGGACAGACAUUAAAAUGACUGAGUUAAAUAAGCCGGCAAAUUACAGAGUACAUCAGAAGGCGACAAUGUAAUGGAGAAAAGCAGCAUACGGAGGACUCAGCGUGUGGGAGGGGGCGAGGGUUUUCGCUUUCACACAGGGGGGUCAGAGGAGGGCUCAGCGACAUGGGGGAAGCUGGGCAGAAACCUGAGAGAUGAGGGGGCCACGGAGAGACCUGGGGAGAGGGCUCCAGGCUGAGGAAGAGCGAGGGCUGGCCGGUGUGGGAUGGUCAGGAGGUGACGGAGGGGAGCGAGGCCCCGUGGCUGAGGAGGAAGCGGGCCCCCUGGCUGGGCAGGGCCUGGGAGGUCCCUGUAAGGGCUGUGGCUACUUCUCGGAGAAAGACGGGGAACUGUCGGCUUGUGGGGGGAUGGGGAUGCGGCAUACACUCCCACCAUCUGGCUCACUUGAGGACCACGAGAACUCACACUUUACGGAUGGGGAAACUGAGGAUGGGAAGGAGUCACUGAGUACCUAAGGCCAGGCAGUGGGACACAGUGGAGGAGACGAUCAUGCGGUCCCACCUUGAGCCUCUGCCACCCCCCUGUGCCCUUGCUCCCAAGAGCCACAGCCCCUCCCCCAGCCCAGCAUCCCUGACGCCCUGCAGACCUGGGCUGCACACACCAGGACGUGCGCACAGAUGAGGGCCCUCCAGUCUGGCUGAGGGCUUCCUCCCUCACAGGCCUUCCUCCGCACCAUCAUCCUCUGCCCGUCUCCCUAGCCAGGAGCUCCGUGGCACGGCCUGAUGGGAUGAAGCCCCGUCUCAUCCUGAGGGCACCUAGGAGCACAGAGGCAGGGUCCCGACCAUGGCUAACACUUAUUGAGUGCUGACAACGGGCCACGCCUGGAUUAACAUUAAUCCUCACAGCAACUCUAGACAUAGAUGCUAUCACUAUCCCAUUCUCCAGAAGAGGACGCUGAGACCCACAGAGAAUGAAUCAUGAGCCCAAGAUCACACAGCGGCUGAGUGCAGGAGAUGGCUGAUCCAGCCAACAGAACUUUCUCGAACGAUGGAGCUGAAUUUGUACUUUCAUUUAAUUUUAAUUAAUCAGAAUUUAAAUAGCCACACAUGGCUAGCAUACUGGGGGUACAGCUCCAGAGAACCUCUGCUAAGGAAGCCCGGGAGCCUGAAGGCAGGAGGAGGGGUGGGCCACCACAGAUGCUCACAGGUCGUCCGAGCUCGAGGAGAAGCUGCCACAUGACCCCAGCGCUCUGAGCCCUUAGCCACUCAGCCCAGAGAGCUGGAGCAGGGCUCGGGGGUCCACACCUGCAGCUGGAGCCCUGGGCGACCCCAAUCCUGACCGCACAUCCAGGCUGCGCGGGCCGUUUCUCUGCACCUCAGCAUCCUCGUCUAUAAAAUUACAUCUUAGUAUCAACCUGAUCGAGCAUAUGUUAUUCCAAAACAUGCUUUCUUUUGACAACCCAGGGUGGUCGUGGGAACCCAGUGAGACAUCUUUCCAGCACAGCUGGGGAGGAGGAGGCCAGUAUCUUUGGAAGACAGGCAGCAAUUACACAAAGGCGAACUCCCACGUCAAGGGCCAGCCUGAGCCUCCCCAAGUCAGAGCUUGGAAAUGGCAGCUACAUUAAUCCUGUCGCUAGUCGGUUAAAAGGAAUCAUCCAGAGGAUUCAUGACAUGCCUCUAUUAAGUUUUUGAAAAUACCAUCUAAAUGGAAACACACAGCUACAAAAAGUAGACAACUCACACACAUGACCCCAAACACAGGCUCGACACCUACCCUCACCCCCCC